AUGCUUCCACUUGUUGUCCUCCUAGUUUUUCAUGUUUCUGCUUCUUGGGCAGCUUCAGCUUCUGUCUAUGACAACUUUCUUCAAUGCCUAAACACCAACACAAACCCAUCAUCAACCCAAUUGUCCAACAUUAUCUAUGCCCAAAACAACCCUUCAUACUCAUCUGUUCUAAGAGCCUACAUCAGAAACUCAAGGUUCAACACCACUUCGACUCCGAAACCAGUCCUCAUUGUCACACCCUCUGCUGCAUCUCAUGUUCAAGCCUCUGUUGUUUGUGCCAAACAGCUUGGCAUACAGCUGAGAAUCCGAAGCGGCGGGCACGAUUAUGAGGGCCUUUCUUACUGGUCUGAUAAGACCUUUAUUGUCCUCGACAUGUUUAACCUCAGGUCUGUGACUGUAGACAUUGAGGACAGCUCGGUUUGGGUUCAGGCUGGAGCCACACUUGGAGAAUUGUACUAUAGGAUUUCGGAGAAGAGCAAAGUUCAUGGCUUUCCUGCUGGUGUUUGUCCCACAGUUGGUAUUGGAGGGCACAUUAGUGGUGGUGGCUAUGGAAAUAUGUUGAGGAAGUUUGGCCUUGCUGUUGACAAUGUCCUUGAUGCUCAGAUUGUUGAUGCUAAGGGGAGACUUCUUGAUAGAAAAGCAAUGGGAGAAGACCUGUUUUGGGCUAUUAAAGGAGGGGGUGGAGGAAGCUUUGGUGUCAUUGUUGCAUACAAACUGAAGCUGGUUUCUGUCCCAGAAACUGUUACAGUUUUCCAGGCUGCGAGAACGUUGGAAGAGAAUGCAACCGACUUUGUUUCAAAGUGGCAAGAGGUGGCACCAACCACAGAUGACGGUCUGUUUAUGAGGAUGCUACUGCAGCCAGGGAGCAACACAGUUAAAGCCACAAUCAUCGCAGAGUUUCUAGGUAAUGCUGACCAACUUGUGUCAUUGUUGGGGAAGCAGUUUCCUGAGUUGGGUUUGAAGGAGGAGGACUGUAAGGAGAUGAGCUGGAUUGAGUCUGUGCUUUGGUGGGAUAACUAUGAUAAUGGGACCUCCCCUGAUGUGUUGCUUGAUAGAAAUCCUGAUCAUGCAAAUUUCCUGAAAAGAAAGUCUGAUUAUGUUCAAACCCCAAUUUCCAAAAGUAGGUUGGAGUUACUGUGGAAGAAGAUGAUUGAAAUAGGCAAAAUAGGUUUGGUUUUCAAUCCAUAUGGUGGGAUGAUGAGUCGGAUUCCGGCCUCUGCCACGCCUUUUCCACACCGUGCCGGUAACUUGUUCAAAGUUCAGUACUCAGUGAGCUGGGGAGAAGCAGGGGCUGAAGCAGAGAAUAAUUAUACCACAGACACCAGGAGGCUUUUCAGGUUCUUGACCCCAUUUGUGUCCAAGAACCCAAGGAGUGCUUUCUUGAAUUACAGGGACCUUGACAUUGGUGUCAAUAAAUUUGGUAACAGAAGCUAUGAACAAGGGAAGGUGUAUGGCUUGAAGUACUUCAAUGACAAUUUUGAUAGGUUGGUGAAGGUGAAGACUGCUGUUGAUCCAGAAAAUUUCUUCAGGAACGAGCAGAGCAUCCCACCUAAUCCAAGUUUCCACUCAGAGCCACCUAAUCCAAGUUUCCACUCACAGCCACCUUUUUCAAGCUUGCACUUAGAUGUGAAUGGGGGGUCAAGUUCCAAACUAUCAAUGGGGAAGCUGAAGCUAGUACUGGUGUUCUUGUUUAUUUCGUUUUCAUUUUGUAUUUAG
Messenger RNA from Prunus mume (Japanese apricot), 1716 nucleotides. The record is from RefSeq and is a predicted model, not a curated record. Lineage: Eukaryota; Viridiplantae; Streptophyta; Magnoliopsida; Rosales; Rosaceae.